CGGCUGGUUCCCCUUGGAACCUCUCGCCGAGCUUUGUCUACCAGGCGCCGCGUGUCAUCUCCGGGCCCAGGAGGCGCUACACGGUCUUGUUUAGCUGAUGGCAGGUCUCGAUCCGGGCAGCAGCUGCUUCCCUUCCUAGCGCGAAUUAAAGUUGGGACGUGGCAUGGAAACUUCUGAAAAAAUUACAGGACCUGAUAAUAAAGGAAUUUAUAAAGGAGACCGGGAGUCCAGUGGGAAAUACACAUUUGCUGCUCACAUGGAUGGAACAUACAAGUUUUGUUUUAGCAAUAGGAUGUCUACCAUGACUCCAAAGAUAGUGAUGUUCACCAUUGAUAUCGGGGAAGCCCCCAAAGGACAAGAUAUGGAAACAGAAGGUGGUGGAGAUACCUGGGAUGCUCACCAGAACAAGCUAGAAGAAAUGAUUAAUGAGCUCGCAGUGGCGAUGACAGCUGUGAAGCAUGAACAGGAAUACAUGGAAGUUCGAGAGAGAAUACACAGAGCAAUCAAUGACAACACAAACAGCAGAGUGGUCCUUUGGUCCUUCUUUGAAGCUCUUGUUCUAGUUGCCAUGACAUUGGGACAGAUCUACUACCUGAAGAGAUUCUUCGAAGUCCGGAGGGUUGUUUAAAAGCCUUUUCCCCAUAAUCCCAAAUUCAUAAUUCACUGUUUACCAAACAUCUUGGUCAUAAUAAUGUCA
Molecule: messenger RNA, 697 nt
Organism: Odocoileus virginianus texanus
Lineage: Eukaryota; Metazoa; Chordata; Mammalia; Artiodactyla; Cervidae
Source: RefSeq, a predicted model, not a curated record